GGGGCGGUGCGCGAGAGCGGCGUUGGCGCCUGCGCAGUGGGCGGCCCUCCCUUUCUGCCUCCUGGGCCGCCAUGGCGCCUGUGAAAAAGCUUGCGACGAAGGGUGGCAAAAAAAAGAAGCAAGUUCUUAAAUUUACUCUUGAUUGUACCCAUCCUGUGGAAGAUGGAAUCAUGGAUGCUGCCAACUUUGAACAGUUCUUGCAGGAAAGAAUCAAAGUGAAUGGGAAAGCUGGAAACCUUGGAGGAGGCGUCGUGACCAUCGAGAGAAGCAAGAGUAAAAUCACCGUAACCUCAGAGGUUCCCUUUUCUAAAAGGUAUCUGAAAUAUCUCACCAAGAAGUACCUGAAAAAGAACAAUUUACGUGAUUGGCUACGUGUUGUUGCAAACAGCAAGGAAAGUUAUGAAUUACGUUACUUCCAGAUUAACCAAGAUGAAGAAGAGGAGGAGGAUGAGGAUUAAAUACUCUUGGGUCUGGAAACAUUUUGUAUAUCCUGAAUAAAAAAUGGGAAAAAA
This is a messenger RNA of Ornithorhynchus anatinus (platypus), 512 nucleotides long. RefSeq names its product ribosomal protein L22 (gene RPL22). Gene Ontology annotation, molecular function: structural constituent of ribosome; RNA binding. The coding region runs from base 72 to 458 and encodes 128 amino acids. The record is from RefSeq and is a predicted model, not a curated record. Gene Ontology annotation, biological process: cytoplasmic translation. Lineage: Eukaryota; Metazoa; Chordata; Mammalia; Monotremata; Ornithorhynchidae. Gene Ontology annotation, cellular component: ribosome. The transcript has 4 exons.